Penaeus indicus is the source of this 1248-nucleotide messenger RNA. RefSeq lists its product as uncharacterized. Gene Ontology annotation, cellular component: nucleus. Bases 1 to 1248 code for a protein of 415 amino acids. The transcript is spliced from 6 exons. The record is from RefSeq and is a predicted model, not a curated record. Gene Ontology annotation, biological process: chromatin remodeling. Lineage: Eukaryota; Metazoa; Arthropoda; Malacostraca; Decapoda; Penaeidae.
AUGCAAAAUGGACAAGAUAAAGAACAGGACAAGGUUACUCACACUUUAGUUUAUGCACCAAAUGAAGACUCAAAAGAUGAAGAAAAGGACAACUUCUACCAACAACUAGAUAAAGUCAUAAAAGAAAAUAAAAAGUCCACUGACCAUGUGAUCAUUAUGGGUGACCUCAACGCAAAAAUAGGAGAAGAAAAAGUCCAGCAAAUAGUCGGGCCCUAUGGGUUAGGCUCUAGAAACAAUAACAGUGAACGUCUCAUAGACUUCGUAAGAGAACACAAGUUGAUGGCAACAAAUACCUGGGAAGAGAAAGAAAGAUUCUAUGCAGAAAAAUGCAAAGAACUGGAAGAACUUGAUAAAAAGCAUUCUCCAAAACUGUACAACAAAAUAGAAGAAUUCCGCAGCAACAAAACGCAAGUGAGAUCUAACAUCCAGGACAAGAAUGGGAAGAUGCUACAAAAUAUGAGUGACAUGUUAAUUAGGUGGCAGGAAUAUACUGAAGAGCUAUAUUGUGACCCAAGCAAACAAGGAGCAGGAGUUAAGAACUAUCAUGGAGAGACACUGUCACCAAUAAUGGAAUCGGAGUUGAUAAAAAGCAGAAUUACACCCAUCAUUGAAAGGAACCUUACUGAAAGUCAAUAUGGAUUCAGAAAAGGAAAAGAAACUAGAGACGCAAUACAUCUUAGACUGAUAGGAGAGAAAAUGAUAGACAAAGGAAAGAUGCUCUAUAUAUGCUUCAUAGAUUACACCAAAGCGUUUGAUAGGGUCCAGCAUAACAAACUUCUGGAAAUCCUAGAGGAAGCAGAGAUUCCAUUCCAUGAAAGACGAAUUAUUGCUAACAUCCCCUUCUUUCCAAAAAAUGCAUAUUGGAAGUGUAAACAUUUCAUGAGAAGGAAUAUCAGUAUGACUUUGAAAAAGAGACUACUAAACUGCUACGUGAAGUCGGUUAUGAGUUGUGGAAGUGAAACAUGGACAUACACGAAAGAAAGACUAAACAUCAAGGAACGAUGGGCCGAUGAAUUUGCCAGAAGAAAAAUGAGGUAUGCAGGACAUAAAAUCAGAGAAAAGGGAAAUACCAUACAGAAAAUCACUAUUGAAGGAAUUCUGGAAGGAACUAGACCAAGAGGUAGACCAAGAAGAUCGUGGACACAGGAUGUGAAGGAAUGGAGUAGUAGCAGUAACUGGGUUAGCAGCUUAGUCUCACCUCAGAAGCAUAAUUACCUUCCUUUUGAUCUGAUCACCUUUUGUCCUUAA